This is a messenger RNA of Vombatus ursinus (common wombat), 1308 nucleotides long. It is a transcript of the gene RCHY1, whose product is annotated as ring finger and CHY zinc finger domain containing 1. Bases 17 to 802 code for a protein of 261 amino acids. The transcript has 9 exons. The record is from RefSeq and is a predicted model, not a curated record. Gene Ontology annotation, biological process: ubiquitin-dependent protein catabolic process; protein ubiquitination. Gene Ontology annotation, cellular component: nucleus. Lineage: Eukaryota; Metazoa; Chordata; Mammalia; Diprotodontia; Vombatidae. Gene Ontology annotation, molecular function: zinc ion binding; ubiquitin protein ligase activity.
GGAGGAGGAGUGGGAGAUGGCGACGGCAGAGAGCGAAGACGCUGGCGGCGGUCAGGGACGAGCGCGCCGGGGCUGCGAGCACUACGACCGCGGAUGCUCCCUCAAGGCUCCUUGCUGUGGUAAACUUUACAUCUGCCGCUUAUGCCAUGAUAACAACGAAGAUCAUCCUCUGGACCGUUUUAAAGUGAAAGAAGUACAGUGUACAAAGUGUGGAAAAGUUCAGAAUGCUCAACAGACUUGUGAAGAAUGUAGCACUGUGUUUGGAGAAUACUAUUGUGAUAUAUGCCACCUAUUUGACAAAGACAAGAAGCAGUACCAUUGUGAGAAGUGUGGAAUUUGUAGGAUUGGUCCAAAGGAAGAAUUUUUUCACUGUUUGAAAUGUAACCUAUGCCUAUCUUUGAGUCUCCAAGGGCAUCACAAGUGCAUUGAGAAUGUCUCCAGGCAGAAUUGCCCCAUAUGUUUAGAGGACAUUCAUACGUCCCGUGUGGUUGCUCAUGUCUUGCCCUGUGGACAUCUUCUACACAGAACGUGUUAUGAAGAAAUGUUAAAAGAAGGCUACAGAUGCCCCUUGUGUAUGCACUCUGCUCUAGACAUGACUCGCUAUUGGCGGCAGUUGGAUAACGAAGUGGCGCAAACGCCCAUGCCAACGGAGUAUCAGAAUAUGACUGUGGAAAUUCUCUGCAAUGACUGCAGUGCCCGCUCAACGGUCCAGUUCCACAUACUAGGAAUGAAGUGUAAGAGCUGUGAGUCGUAUAAUACUGCCCAAGAUGGAGGGUGUGGAAUUCCUCUAGAGCAGCAGUGACCAGCCUCUCUCAGCUGUGUAGACAGGACUGCCUCACAAGACUCAGAAUUCUUUCUGAAAUAAGAAGCGUUCCUAUGCUAUCACAAACAUUAGUGUAAUGUUUGUGGUCAUGUCACAACAUAACCUCCCGCCACGGGGACUUGGUGAUCAGUCUCUCAAUAGAAUCGUCAUCAUUUUUAUUGUGCAAAAACUGGAGCUCUACCAUUGAGUGGAAAUUCCUUCAAUGUUAUUUAGAACCCAGAUGACAUUGUGCUUUGGAAUUGAUGUUCAUUAGAAUGUAUAAUUUCAUUGCAUUUCCUCUUAAGCAAAGCUAUGCAUCCAGAAUCUAUAAAUAGUUCUUAAUAGAACUGUGCUUAACAUUAAAACUUUAUCUUAAGGGCUGUAUUGUAAGACUCGGGUUUAUCUUACUGUCUAAAUAAACUUUAGAAUUUUAUAAAGCAGUCCCUUUUGAAUGCUAUAAAUGUGUAUUUUAAUGUAACAUCAAAUAAAAAAUUCUUGGCAUAGUC